AUGGAACUUCAAACAACAUCCACUAUCGAUAUAACACCAGAGAAUUCCGGCUUGGGGUCUGAAUCCCUGGAAAUGGAUAAUGAUUCAUUAUCUAGUGCGAAGACCAGUUUUGAUGAUUUUUUGGGUGGGGUUAGGGACUCCAUCAAUACUUCAGUAAACAAGGGAGAAAAUGCUGUGCAAAGCUCACUAGACACAAUUACUUCUUCUAUAACAUCCAUUAAGAAAAGUGCUUCAGAAGCUGUUGAUAGUGCCUUGAGUAAAGUAUUCUCAACUUUCGAUCAAACCGGAGAAGUGACUGGCAAUGGAUUGACUAACUUUUCAACUGGUCUAAAGGAAGCAGCAAAAAAAGCUACUGGCACAUCUGUUGAUGUGGUAAGAGGUGCAAUUUUUGCAGUGGAGGAAUCUAUAGCAAAAGGGGCUUCUUUUGUUGUUUAUUCUUAUGGGUCUGCCAAGGAAUUGCUUCCUCCAGAGGUCAGGGGUGCACUGAAUCUGUCUGAAGAAAGGGCAACAGAAAUAUUGAGGCCAAUUGGUGCAACUUUCCAACAGGCUUACAUUGCUAUCGAGGGGCUGGAGAAAAGUCUUGGCUUGGAUCCAAACGAUCCAGUUGUGCCUUUCAUUCUUUUCCUUGGAACCUCAGCCACUUUGUGGGGUUUUUAUUGGGUGUGGGCAUAUGGUGGUUACUCGGGAGAUUUGUCCCCGCAAUUAACUUUGGAGCUCUUGGCAGGGAAGGAAGACACCAUACUCAUUGAUGUCCGGCCUGAGGCAAGAGAAGAAAGAAAUGGCAUUCCUGAUCUUCGGCGAGCUGCUCGGUUUCGCUAUGCAAGUGUAACACUACCAGAGGUUGAUGGUCCAGUAAGGAAGCUGUUAAAGGGUGGACGAGAUCUUGAUGAUACCUUAAUUGCUGCAGUCAUUCGAAACUUGAAAGCUGUACAGGACCGGUACCAGGUAAUAGUUAUGGAUGCUGAUGGUUCUCGUUCUAAAGGCAUUGCAAGAUCCUUGAGAAAGCUUGGGAGACCAUACUUGGUCCAAGGUGGCUUCCAGUCUUGGGUAAAGCAAGGUCUCCGAGUCAAGGAGCUUAAACCUGAGACCGCGCUAACCAUACUUAAUGAGUCUGCUCAGAUGAAUCCUGUGGAGUUUAUUAAUUUGACAUUUAUUUCCAAUACACAUGAAAAGAGUGAAAUUCUUUGGCUGGGUGCACUUUGGGGACCCAUGGAUACUUUCAAAAUGGAGGCUGAGGCAAUUCUAGAAGAUAUUAGACCUUCACCAGUGCAAGCACUUGGGUAUGGUGUGGGUUUUGCUGCAGCAUCGUAUGCAUUGCUAGAGUGGGAGAAGACCUUACAAUUUAUUGCCAUUCUCGGCCUUGGUCAGACCAUUUAUUGGCGUGUUGCUUCUUACAAUGGCCCUGAAGAUUUUAAGCAAGAUGUGAGGCGUUUGUUCUCCCCAGUUAGAGUUGGAGCUCAGACAUUUUCAUGGGCUGCUGGAAAAUUAGAUAACAACCGCAUCGGACUACCUACAUCACCUUCAUCUUCAGAUGUUCAAAACCGGGUGCUGCAAGCUGCUGCAAAGCACGAAUCCCAACCAUCUGAAACUGAAGCUGAGAAUCCAUCGCCUGAAUCAGCGGCUCCUUUAAAUGAGAAUGUAGAUCUUAAAGAAGCAUAG
This is a messenger RNA of Dovyalis caffra, 1659 nucleotides long. The record is from the annotation of a GenBank genome assembly. NCBI's taxonomy places the organism in Eukaryota, Viridiplantae, Streptophyta, Magnoliopsida, Malpighiales, Salicaceae.